GGCAUCACAGUGAUCAUCAUUGGUCUGGGUUAUGCAGGGUCUGUUGCGGCCAUCGAAUGCCAUCGAAAAGGUCACAAAGUCAUUGCGUUCGAGCAGGCUCCGGAGAUCAAAGCGUUAGGUACGAUCUCCGGCUACGUCACCGAAACGUGCGACUAACAUGGACAGGGGAUGUGAUAGGUAUUACAGGCAACGCGGCGGGCAUCAUCUCAAAAUGGGGGGAUGGCAAGGUGCAUGCUCAGUUGGAACCAAUCUUGUGUGACUAUGCGCGGAUGAACCUAUACACGCACACGGGCGAAUACUUGACCGGACAUACCAUGCUCGGUUACUCAGCUGGCUCUGGCUACGCAGCGUAAGUUCAGUAUGGACCGACCCGUGAGUACAAACACUGACCGAUGCAGCAACCGAGGUGACCUGCAGGUCAUUUUUUAUAAGCACAUUCUGGAACUUGGCAUCGAUGUGCGGCUUGGUCGUCGUGUGACCGACCUUUUCGAGGAUGAGAACGAGGCAGGAGUCGUGGUCAAUGGUGAGCGAAUCGUGGCCGACUGUGUGCUGGCCUGCAACGGUGUCCACAGCAACUCCAGAAGCUUUAUCAUAGGUCGGAGUGACAAGCCCAUCGCAACCGGCUAUGCCGUAUUCCGCGCCUGGUUCGAUGGGAAGGAAGCAAGAAAGGACCCCAAAUUAGCUUGGGCUUUCGAGGGCAAACAUGACAAGAUGGAGACCUACAUCGGCCGCGACGUCCAUUGCAUCAUCGGCACAGGUCGGCGAGCCCAGGACAUUGUUUGGACGUGCACUCACAAGGACACCUGGGAUAUCGCAGAGUCAUGGUCAUAUCCGGGGAAAAUAGCGGACGUGCUGAAGGUCGUGGAGGGUUGGGAUCAACGGAUUAUUGAUCUGGUCAAGUGGACGCCAGAGAGUCAACUUGUUGACUACAAACUGGUCUGGAGGGACCCACUGCCUGGUUGGACGUCCAAACACGGUCGAAUGAUCCUUUUGGGUGACUCGGCCCAUCCAUUUCUUCCCACAAGCGGGCAGGGCGCGGGGCAGGCCGUUGAGGAUGCAGGAACCAUUGCAAUUUGUCUUGAAAUGGCCGGUAAAGACAGGGUGCAGCUCGCACUCAAGACCUGUGAGAAGAUACGGUACGCUCUGGCCUCGAGUGCUCGGCAACCAAUGAUGUGGACGCUAACUAUAAUCAGAUAUGCUCGGGCAACCCUGGCACAGAAAAUCGGAAUCGAAACCCGUGAUGCAUGGCACAACUUCGAUGUGGAAGAGUUCAAGAAAGACAAACGCUCAAUCGAGAUGCCUCGUCCAGAUUGGCUGUUUGGCCAUGAUCCUCAGGAAUAUGCCUAUGAAGAGUUCGAGACAGCGGCGAACGCAGUGCUGACCGGCGGACCGUACACACCCCGAAAUGUUCCGCCGCCGGGAGAAAGCCAUCGGACUGGAGACUUCACGGGCAAGAAGAUCAAGGCGUGGGUGGAUUAUGACAAAGACCGCAGGCAGGACGUCCCACUCCGGGCAAAAUUGUAGUCAAACGUGCAUUGGGUACUCAUUCCGAAGUAAUUUCAGCAUACCAAUGCGGAAUGAGUCCAACGACUCGACGUGCUCCUGUCUCUUUCUCCUCGUUGUCCGGCAUGUUAAGGAGAUGAGUGCUGUUGGAGGUCCCGUGCAUAGUCAGGCCGGUAGAGGUUAAGCUCGUCGCUGGUGUAAAGGUCGUGAUGGGUACGAGGGUCGAGGAACCAGCCAACAUGCCAGGAUGCUACGGCUGGUGAUGGAAGGAAAUGGCUGUACAUGCCACAGCGAAGCUCAAAGCGGCUGUUAAAGCAGACUGCGGUCAAAAC
Exophiala viscosa is the source of this 1835-nucleotide messenger RNA. RefSeq lists its product as uncharacterized. NCBI's taxonomy places the organism in Eukaryota, Fungi, Ascomycota, Eurotiomycetes, Chaetothyriales, Herpotrichiellaceae. The transcript has a single exon. Gene Ontology annotation, molecular function: FAD binding; monooxygenase activity. The coding region runs from base 361 to 1524 and encodes 387 amino acids. The record is from RefSeq and is a predicted model, not a curated record.